Molecule: messenger RNA, 1086 nt
Organism: Dissoconium aciculare CBS 342.82
Lineage: Eukaryota; Fungi; Ascomycota; Dothideomycetes; Mycosphaerellales; Dissoconiaceae
Product: metal-dependent protein hydrolase
Exons: 1
Coding region: 1-1086 (361 amino acids)
Cellular component (GO): cytoplasm; nucleus
Source: RefSeq, a predicted model, not a curated record
AUGUCAACCCUGGAACCAUCCUCCAAACGCGUCAAAAUGUCCGACGGGAGCAGCAGUCCCGUUAUCGGAACCCACAAUGGCCAUUUUCACGCCGACGAGGCUCUGGCCGUCUAUCUCCUCCGCCAGCUCCCACAAUACCAAUCCGCACAAUUAGUACGAACCCGCGAUGCCGAGCGUCUCCAAACCUGCGACAUCGUCGUCGACGUCGGCGCCGUACAUGAUCACAACGCCCGCCGCUACGACCACCACCAGCGCGAGUUCACAGCCACCUUCCCAGGCCACCACACCAAACUGUCCAGCGCGGGAUUGGUCUGGAUGCACUAUGGUCCCGAGAUCAUCCAUUCGCAGACCGGUCUCGCCGUGGACUCCGCCGAGAACGCCUUGCUCUACGAGAAGACAUACACCGACUUUAUCGAGGCCUUCGACGGCAACGACAACGGCAUCGCACCCUACGACCCCGCCGCCCUGCGCGCCGCCGGCAUCGAGAAGAAAUUCUCCGACAAGAGCUUCAGCCUCGCAAGCGUCGUGAACAAAUUCAACUUCGCGCCCAGCGACCCCAGCGCCACGAGCACCAGCGAGAAAGCCGCAUCGGCCGAGGAGGAAGACGCGCGAUUCCUCCGAGCGAGCGCCUUCGUGGGCCAGCAGUUCGCGUUCGAGCUCUCGCACACCUUUCACAGCUGGCUGCCCGCGCGGGGCGUCGUCGCCGAAGCCUUCCGGACCCGGCGCGAGGUGCACCCGAGCGGCCGGGUGAUUCUGAUCCCGCACCGCCCCGAGGGCGUGCCGUGGUCGGAGCACCUGUACAAUCUGGAAGAGGCGGAGGGCAAAUCCGGCGAAAUCCUCUAUGCGAUCUUCCCGGAGUCUGGGGAGAAGGACAGCAAAUGGAGGAUCCGCGCCGUCUCGUUGGAGAAUGGCAGUUUCGAGAAUCGUAAGGCGCUUCCGGAGGCCUGGCGGGGUCUGAGGGAUGAGGAGUUGAGUACCGUCAGCGGGGUGCCCGGGUCGGUCUUUAUCCAUGCCAGUGGGUUUAUUGGUGGAAACCAGACCUAUGAAGGUGUGGUUGCCUUGGCGGGCAAGGCGGUGGAACUAUGA